ACACUUACUGCAGUCUCAUCCCAUCUAUCGCAAAAAGGUCCCUGGGAGAUGGAGUUGAUCAGCUUUGGUGCUGUAUUAAAAGUUAGAGGUAUAAACGGUUCAGGAGAGAUUCUUAGUUGCCCGUUUCACCAACCUGUCAUAUAGUCAUAUAGCCAGUCUGCUAUUGAUGCAGAUUACAACGUUUCUGCCAACUUUUGACAUUGGCGGAAAGGUGUAGCUAGAGAUCGUGCGAAAAAAUUCCCUCUCCAGAGUCUCCAGCCUUCUUUGAUCCAUCAGUGUAGAUGGUCAGCGUUUUGGCCGUGCUUAAGUUGCUCUGGAGUAUCGUUUCAAUGCCGAAGUGUGGCCUGUUUAAGAAAGUAGGUGUGAUGUAGUCUGCUCGAGCUUCAAGGACUUUUCCCAUUUUUGCAACCUGCAUUUGGCCACCUCAUUAAUGCUUGUGUUAUUAUAUGGGUGUGCAUAAAUAAUUAUAUUAAUUGAAAUUAUUUUUGGUUUUGUAGAAUAAUUGUAGGGGCGCGAUUUCAAAAACAUAACAAUCUUAUACAUAUACAAAUAAAAGAAGGAAUUUUAGGUCCGUAUUUAACAAUUAAUGAGACUCAAUGGGUAAAGAUUGAAAAUUUUAAAUACAACGAUCGAUUGAUACAUCAAAACCAAGAUUUUAUACAAAUAUCUAUGAAUAAAAGAUCAAUACAUUUAGGAGCUGCUAAAUUAUCACACGUUGAUAAUAACUAUAUAAAUAUUGAAAAUUAUGUAUUGACAGGAGUGAGAUUUCACGAAUGGCAGGGUUUUCUUUUACUGCAAAUUCGUUGUACUCGUUUUGAUUUAAAGAGCGGAGACCUCAUUGCAAAUGGAAGCGGUUGGUACGAUGUUAACAGCUGGCCGAGCAACGAAAUCGAAAUUAAUAAUUCUGAUAUACCAAGAGAUGGAGGUACCUCAAAGAUUGUAAGUAGAGGAGAUAAUCAGUUUGUAUCAUUUACACACUCUUCUUUUGAAACGGAUUUUGCACAAACUACCGUCCCAUUUUUUGACGCUCAAGAAGUUGUUUCAAGUAGUCCUUUACACGGAAUGGGAAUUUACUAUAAAAGAGAAUUGAAGAAUGGUAAUCGCAAAUCUGGAGGAUUUCUUGGCAUUAAAUUAUUUACAUAUGACUACAAAGAUCAUCUAAGAAAGCUUACAAAUUAGCUUAUCAUUUAAAAUGUUUAAUAAUUAUUUAUCAAAGUGAGAGUAAGGAAAAUAAAACUAACAAUGUAACAUAAUAAAUUAAAAUACCAUAAAACUGGUGGU
Onthophagus taurus is the source of this 1281-nucleotide messenger RNA. The record is from RefSeq and is a predicted model, not a curated record. Lineage: Eukaryota; Metazoa; Arthropoda; Insecta; Coleoptera; Scarabaeidae.